This is a messenger RNA of Filobasidium floriforme, 1410 nucleotides long. RefSeq lists its product as uncharacterized. The coding region runs from base 1 to 1410 and encodes 469 amino acids. NCBI's taxonomy places the organism in Eukaryota, Fungi, Basidiomycota, Tremellomycetes, Filobasidiales, Filobasidiaceae. Gene Ontology annotation, molecular function: zinc ion binding; cysteine-type deubiquitinase activity. Gene Ontology annotation, biological process: mRNA processing; protein deubiquitination; spliceosomal complex assembly. The transcript is spliced from 7 exons. The record is from RefSeq and is a predicted model, not a curated record.
AUGUAUCUUGACACCGUUGCCCGUCAAAACCUCGAAUUUGAUUUCGAACGUCUCUGCUCGAAAUCGAUGACCAAUAUCAACGUAUACUGUUGUCUGGUGUGCGGAAAGUACUUCCAAGGGAGAGGCAGGGGUAGUUGGGCAUAUCGGCAUGCCGUCGGCGAGAACCAUCGGGUGUGGUUGAACUUGGGAACUGAGAAGUUCUACGUGUUGCCGGAAGGCUACCAAGUCUCGGAUCCUUCAUUGCAGGACAUCAUCUCGGUUCUCAACCCGCGCUUCAACCCGGCUCAGCUUCCCUCGCUCUCCCUGUUGCCGUCGAAAUCCUCAUAUACGCUCAACGCUCAACCCUACGUCCCUGGGUACAUCGGUCUUAACAACAUCCGCGCCAACGACUAUUCCAAUGUCAUCGUCCACCUCUUGCUCCACAUCCCACCGGUCCGAGACUACUUCCUCUCCCCCUCAACCCCACAGCUGCAGAUGGAAGCUCGACCGACCGAGCUCGUCAGGCGAUUCGCGAGUCUAGCGAGACGAGUUUGGAACCCGAAGCUGUUCAAAGCUCAGGUUUCGCCGCACGAGUUUCUGCAAGAAGUGACGAAACGCAGUGAGGGCAAGUUUGGGAUGACCGAACAGGGGGAUCCGGUGGCCUUCUUGGGAUGGUUAUUGAACACUCUGCAUCGGGAUCUGGGUGGUAGCAAGAAGAGCAAUUCCAGCGUGAUAUACAAGACAUUCCAAGGAGAAGUCCGGAUUCAGACGCAAGAGGUCAUUGUCGACAAACGAGCCUCGCGUCCAGUGUUUGAUAUCAGUCGAGACAUCAAGACGAUCAAGUCGCCCUUCUUGUUCCUUGCGCUCGACCUCCCGCCAGCGCCGAUCUUCCAGGAUCUCAACGAAAAUCGGAUCAUCCCGCAGGUGCCUUUAGGAGAGAUCUUGGCCAAAUACGAUGGGGUCACGACACAGGAAAUGGGCAAUACGCUGAAACGACAUCAAUUGACGAGGCUGCCACCGUACUUGAUCCUAUUCAUCAAGCGGUUCACAAGUAACAACUUUGUCAAGGAACGUAAUCCGACCAUUAUCAACUUUCCGCUUCGGGGUAUCGACUUGAGGGAUCACGUCGACCCAAAACCCUCCUCCCCAAUGGCAAGCGUGUAUGACCUGAUCGCCAACAUCCCCCACGAAACGACGAGUGCGUCAACCAAUGCCGGAGGCUCCGGAGCCUCUUCUUCUAAAAAGAACGACCGGGAAGAAGGCGACACCGUGUGGAAGGUGCAUGUCCGAGCGGGUGCGGGUGGAGGCGAUGCGGAAAAGUGGUUUGCGCUGCAAGAUCUGGACGUGUCCGAGGUCCGGAAAGAGAUGGUGUUCCUGGGAGAGACUGUCGUACAGGUUUGGGAACGUAGAGAUGUCGAAGUCAAGGUAUAG